This is a messenger RNA of Glycine soja, 1908 nucleotides long. RefSeq names its product 4-coumarate--CoA ligase 2-like. The coding region runs from base 30 to 1640 and encodes 536 amino acids. Gene Ontology annotation, molecular function: CoA-ligase activity. The transcript is spliced from 5 exons. The record is from RefSeq and is a predicted model, not a curated record. Lineage: Eukaryota; Viridiplantae; Streptophyta; Magnoliopsida; Fabales; Fabaceae.
CUCUCUCAUCUUUGACUCCCGCAAGCAAAAUGGAAGAGCAACAAGCUCACCACGACUUCAUUUUCCAUUCCAAACUCCCCGACAUUUACAUCCCAUCGCACCUCCCUCUCCACACCUACAUUUUCCAAAACCUUUCCCAAUUCAAACACCGUCCCUGCCUCAUCAACGGGACCACCGGCGAGACCUUCUCCUACCACGCCAUCCAACUCACCGCCCGCAGAGUCGCCUCCGGUCUCAACAAACUCGGCAUCCAAAAAGGCGACGUCAUCCUCCUCCUCCUCCAGAACUGCCCCCAAUUCGUCCUCGCAUUCCUCGGCGCCUCCUACCGCGGUGCCACUGUCACCACCGCCAAUCCCUUCUACACUCCGGCGGAGGUAGCGAAACAAGCCACAGCGUCCAACUCCAAACUCAUCAUAACGCAAGCAUCUUACGUGGAUAAAGUCAAGGAUUUCGCGAGAGAAAACGACGUCAAAGUGAUAUGCGUUGACUCGGCGCCGGAAGGAUACCUUCCCUUCUCGGAGUUAACGGAGGCCGACGAGGGAGACAUUCCCGCCGUUAAAAUAUCUCAAGAUGACGUGGUUGCGCUGCCGUACUCGUCUGGCACGACGGGGCUUCCGAAGGGAGUGAUGCUAACGCACAAGGGACUCGUUACGAGCGUGGCUCAACAGGUUGACGGAGAGAACCCUAAUUUGUAUUUUCGGAGCAGCGAUGUGGUUUUGUGCUUGCUUCCACUUUUCCACAUUUAUGCUCUCAACUCUGUUUUGCUGUGUUCCCUUCGAGUAGGGGCUUCCGUUUUGAUCGUGCCGAAAUUUGAGAUCAUUACGUUGCUGGAGUUGAUCCAGAAACACAAGGUGAGCAUCGCGCCGUUUGUGCCGCCCAUCGUAUUGACCGUUGCAAAGAGUCCCGAUUUGGAGCGAUACGACUUGUCGUCGAUUCGAAUGAUUAUGUCGGGUGCGGCACCUAUGGGCAAAGAACUUGAGGAUUCUCUCAGGGCCAAACUUCCCAACGCCAUACUCGGACAGGGUUACGGGAUGACAGAGGCAGGGCCAGUGCUAUCAAUGUGCUUAGCGUUUGCGAAGGAGCCAAUGCAGGUGAAAUCAGGUGCCUGCGGGACUGUCGUAAGAAAUGCGGAGAUGAAGAUCGUUGACCCUCGAACUGGUGCUUCGCUUCAUAGAAAUCAAGCUGGUGAGAUUUGCAUCAGAGGCAACCAGAUCAUGAAAGGUUACCUAAAUGAUCAAGAGGCCACACAAAGAACUAUAGACAAGGAAGGAUGGUUGCAUACCGGCGAUAUUGGAUACAUUGACGAUGAUGAUGAGCUUUUCGUAGUUGAUCGGUUAAAGGAUCUUAUCAAAUACAAAGGAUUUCAAGUGGCUCCAGCUGAGCUCGAAGCCAUUUUAAUUGCUCACCCAAGCAUUUCUGAUGCUGCUGUUGUGUCCAUGAAGGAUGAAGUUGCGGGAGAGGUUCCUAUUGCAUUUCUUGUACGAUCAAAUGGUUCUAAGGUCACCGAGGAUGAAAUCAUGCGAUACAUCUCAAAGCAGGUUGUGUUUUACAAAAGAAUCAGUAGGGUUUUCUUUGUGGGCUCAAUUCCAAAGGCCCCCUCUGGAAAGAUCUUGCGGAAAGACCUUAGGGCAAGGUAUUGAGGCCCUCCCUAGUUGUCAAUAUAGGGCCCAAUACAACCAAGAAUUUUUUUUGUAAAACUAAAAAAGAUUCAAAGGCCUGUUUUUUGUGUUAUUUUAUUCUUCCUUUAUGAAGUUAAGUGUACUUUCAAAUCCAUUACAUGGGAUGGUUUGGUUGGAUGGAAUGAAAAAAAAAAUAUUUAAGUUAAAAAAUAUAAAAGGCCUCAUUUUUAAGAGUUUGACCUGGACAUCUUUUCAUAUUACAUCUCAGUAUUUUAUUUAGUGAUAUUUA